AUGUUUAAAGACACAAUUGGUGUUUUCUUUGAAGGUGCUGUGUACAUCAGAUGGGGACGAACGGUUUGUCCAAUAAACGGAACAGAUCUAUUAUAUACUGGAUUUGCUGCGGGCAAUUUCUACAAUGAUUAUGGUGCUGCUGAUUUUCUCUGCCUAACGUCUGACCCUCUGUGGGGGGUGUACGAUGACGCUGAGCAUUCACCAUCGGCAAAGGUGUACGGGACGGAAUAUCAAUUUUCUGAACAGCAUUAUGCAAACGGAGGAGCACAAUUCUUUGGGAAGAAUUUGCAUGAACAUGACGCACCAUGCGCAGUUUGUCACACUUCUCGACAAGCCAGCGUCAUGAUUCCAGGCAGAAACCAGUGCUACCCUGGAUGGACAAAGGAAUACUCUGGCUAUCUGGUCGCUGGAUUAUCUGGGGCAUCACACAAAUCGCCUACCAACUACGUAUGUUUGGAUUCUGGAGCCGAGUAUGAAAGUUCCGACUUCAGAAACGACAACGGAAAGUUGAUGUACAUGGUUGAAGCUAUGUGUGGGUCACUUCGUUGUCCUCCGUAUGUGCAGUACCGUGAAAUAACGUGCGUUGUGUGUAGCAAAUAA
Molecule: messenger RNA, 600 nt
Organism: Mya arenaria
Lineage: Eukaryota; Metazoa; Mollusca; Bivalvia; Myida; Myidae
Product: short-chain collagen C4-like
Exons: 3
Coding region: 1-600 (199 amino acids)
Source: RefSeq, a predicted model, not a curated record